GUUGCCUGCGAGGCAUCUGAGGGCCAGGAGGUGUGGCUGGGUGGUUGGGGCUCUGGGGACACAGCUUUCCGGUGGGGCUGUGGAGGCAGCAGGCCCUGCGGCCCAGCGAGGAGGAAGCUGCAUGCAGACGCCUCCGAGCAGGCCCUGCGGAAGCCACAGGCCUGGAGGAAGUGAGCAGCGCGUGGCCCCUCCAGCCCCCCACGGCUAGGAACUUAACUUUUAUUUGGAAGCCAGUGAUCACGAGCUACAAGCUUCAUUCCCUGGUGUGAAGGAGGCAGCUGGGGCCAGCAAGGGACAAAUGGAGUCAGAGUCCUUGUACAACCUGCUGCAGCUCCCUAAGGUGACAGGCCCGCCGGCGGAGGAGGAACUCCCACAAGGGGAAAAGAAGAAAUACCUGCCCCCCACUUCCCGGCAGGAUCCCAAAUUUGAAGAACUGCAAAAGGUGCUAAUGGAGUGGAUCAAUGCCAAGCUCCUCCCUGAGCACAUUGUGGUCCGCAGCCUGGAGGAGGACAUAUUUGAUGGGCUCAUCCUGCACCACCUUUUCCAGAUGCUGACCGGGCUCAAGCUGGAAGUGGAGGAGAUGGCCCUCACGGCCCCGAGCCAGAGGCGCAAGCUCGAGGUGGUUCUGGAGGCCAUCAACGGCAGUCUGCAGGUGGAGGAGCGGCAGCUCCAGUGGAGCGUGGGAACCAUCUUCAGCAAGGACCUGCUGGCCACCUUGCAUCUGCUCGUGGCCCUGGCCAAGCACUUCCAGCCCGACCUGCCCCUGCCGACCAACGUCCAGGUGGAGGUGAUCACCAUGGAGGCAGAAUUUGAGCGCCACAAAUGGGCCCCCACCUACUCCUGCUCUCCAUUACCCCUUCCCCCAACCUCCGAGUACCUGCAAGAACCCGGAGGUAGAACGACAGCUCCCUCUGGACUGGGGACCCUGAGAAACUUGUAUGGAAAUACAGUCCCUGUUUGGCCCAAAGAUAACGGCAUGGUAAUGAGGUGUGUAUUGGAUCUGUCUGCAGAGGACGUCUUUGAUGAAUUAUUUAGGCUGGCUCCGGAGAAAGUGAACACGGUGAAAGAGGCCAUCGUGAACUUUGUCAACCAGAACCUGGACCGCCUGGGCCUGUCUGUGCAGAACCUGGAUACCCAGUUUGCAGAUGGGGUCUUCUUACUCUUGCUGAUUGGACAACUGGAAGGCUUCUUCCUGCACUUGAAGGAAUUCCACCUCACUCCCACCUCUCCUGCGGAAAUGCUGCACAACGUCACCCUUGCCCUGGAGCUGCUGAAGGACGAAGGUCUGCUCGACUACCCCAUCAACCCCGAAGACAUUGUGAACAAGGACGCCAAGAGCACGCUGCGGGUCCUCUACAGCUUGUUUCGAAAGCACAAGCUGCAGGAAAGCACGGAUAGCUUGCCCCGUGGACCCCCCAAUUAGCGGUCGCUGCCCCCAGAAGCUGCUUCUCGGAGCCCGCCUGCCUGCAGCAGCAGCAGCAGGAAGACCCACUGCCCCCGAGGGACCUGCCCCACCGCACGGCCCGUGCCCCCCGUCUCCUGUGUGUCUGCGGCGUGCCGGCCCCACCCCCACCCCCAUUCCCGUGUCCAUCUGAGUAUCUUUGAAUUCCGCAGGCAGGCAUGGAGGUGUUUUGAGCCACCCCCUGGCCUCACUCAGUUAAUAUUAACAAGUAUUAUUUCUGGGAGGGAUCUGGGGAGGCCGUAGUGUCCUGGGAGAGACGGUUCAAUCUGCUUGUGUACGAGCUUGCCCCCCACCUCCCUCCCAGUGCAGCUCCCCUUCCCACGGGCUGGGCAUGGAAGGUGCUCGGAGUCCCAUCUCCGAGGGCACCCAUGGGGGCCGCUGAGAGCCCAGUGAUGCUGACCUUCACUCGGGCUCCAGGGCCUGACCUUGGGAGCAGAAAGGACUCUCGGGUGUCAGGGCAGAUGGCCAGAGGCCCCAGCCUGCCCACAGUUAGCUAUUGCUAGCCUGUCUCUCCCUCAGGGGGAUGGACGUGGCUCCAAAACCAAGCCCCCGAGCCCCUUGGGGCAGUUAAGUGGGUUACUUGCCAGAGGAAGCGUGGGCCAGGCCCAACCCCACAACGGUGGCAGAGAACCUUGCCCAGAAAUCCCGAAGGAGAAAUCUUUGUGGUCCCCCAGUCUGUCCCAGGGAGGGGCCUUGCUCUCUCUCUGCUGAGACUUGGCACUUGCUGCCUAUGUUUCUCGAAGAAUAAGACCCUGGAGGAGUGUUGACCAUGGCCGUCCCAGUAGCCGACGUAGGGUGGGAACCAACCAGGACAAGGCACAGGGGGCAGGGAGUCAGGGCUGGCAGGGGAAGGCUGAGGUGGGCCCCACGGGGCUGCCGCUGGGCUUCUCCCCUGCAUUCCCAGCUCAGGACCCCCAUCGAGGACAGAGCCUGCUAGGUCUGGGGUCAUCACAGUUUGACGGCCUUGGACUUGGGGAGGGGCUUUGCGGUAGGGGGCUGGUGUGGGCCAGGCCAUCUCUGCUCCCUGGGGCCACUGCCGCCGCUGUGCCCAUCGGGAGCAUCACCUGUGCCUCCUUAUCCUCCGGAAUAUCUCCUGCUCUGAAACCUCCUUUGUCUGAUAUUAAUACAGCGAGGUAUCUUUUCCGUCUUUCUACUUUCAAACUCUCUGUGUCUCUGUAUUUAAAGAGGAUUCCUUACAGACACAAAUAGUUGUAUCUUUCUGACCAAUCUGAAUGCCUCUGCCUUUUAAUCACAGGAUUCAGUUGUUUUUUUUUUUUUAUUGUGGUAAAAUAUACUCGAUAAGCUGGCCGUUUUGGCCAUCUUGAA
Molecule: messenger RNA, 2788 nt
Organism: Callorhinus ursinus (northern fur seal)
Lineage: Eukaryota; Metazoa; Chordata; Mammalia; Carnivora; Otariidae
Source: RefSeq, a predicted model, not a curated record